This is a messenger RNA of Onychostoma macrolepis, 824 nucleotides long. RefSeq names its product opa interacting protein 5 (gene oip5). The transcript is spliced from 5 exons. Gene Ontology annotation, biological process: chromosome segregation; CENP-A containing chromatin assembly. NCBI's taxonomy places the organism in Eukaryota, Metazoa, Chordata, Actinopteri, Cypriniformes, Cyprinidae. The record is from RefSeq and is a predicted model, not a curated record. Gene Ontology annotation, cellular component: chromosome, centromeric region; nucleus; chromatin. Bases 89 to 670 code for a protein of 193 amino acids.
ACCUAAAGUUCAAACUCAUAAAUGAAUGAACGUGGUUGCGUCUUUUGAACUUGUGUGAGCAAAAACAACAAAACUAGUUCAUGUAAUCAUGUCGACCAGCACUCGAAGUUUUCUCGAAAGCUCUUAUGAUAUCGGCCCAUGUGACUCGACACAGACUAGCUCAAUUGCAGAUCAGCUAAGAGCUGUGAAGGACGGAGAAGUCUGUAUGGCAGACUUUAGGAAUUGCAGUGUUCUACAAUGCAUGACAUGCAACACAGUGCUUGGAGACUCUCUCGGGAUCUGCGGGGAAGUCCAGAGCCUCCACAGUAUCAUUUGUUUGGAAGUCACUGAGGAUGUGAGGGUAAACAAAAAGCUGGAGAUGAGUUUGAAUGGUCAUCUGGCUUUCUCGACCUACCAAGUCCUUCACUGUGAUGGUUGCCAUGGUGCAGUUGGCCUGGUUCUUCACUCCACCCCAGAGCACAUGUCUGCUUUACGGAACCUCUUCCUUUUACGAAAAGAGCUGAUAAACUGCUACAUGCUAAGAAGUGGCACAUGUGUUAAAGCCUCCAAAAUCAACUUCAAACACCGACUCAUGGACAAAAAUAUUAAAGAGCUGAAGCAGGAUUUAGAAGCUCAGGUGAAGAUUCUGGAAGGAAUGAUGGAAAAAUUGUGCACACACAAUGUAAGCUAAAGAAAUGCCAGGCAUUUAAUAUGUAUAGUUAUGUUAUAACUGCUGAAAUAAAGUGUAUAUAUAUUUUUUUGUAUUAUGUCUUGAAUAACAGUUUCAUUCUUUGGAAAUGUUUAAAAUGGUUAUUGUAUUUCUUUAUUUACAUUGUGCUGAGAAA